AUGAAACCUAGUAAAUCAUUAUUUAAUGAUUUAGAAUUGCCUUUAUGGGAACUUGAUGAAAACUUAAUAUUUAAAUAUAAAGUAUAAGCAUAAUCCUAAUCAUUAAAUUAAAUUUUAAAGAAUAUAUUCAAUAAAUAAUCUGAUGAUAGAACUUAUGAAGAAAUCAUUUUUAUCAAUGAAUAUUUAUUGGGAUUCACUUAUUUUAGAAAAAUAAAAAAUUUUCAUGGUUAAGAAUGCCUAUUCAGAUUGUCUUAAUUUGCAUAGUUGAUUAGUGUUCCUAAUGAAAUGAUUAUCGUUAAAAAAAGUAACUAAAGAAAAUAAAAUAGAUGAGGAACCUAAUGCUUUUUAUUUCAUUAUAGAAGGGUAAGUAAUGCAAAUUAAUGAAACUCAAUGUAAUGUUUCAAAUAUUGCUGAUGCUCUUUUUGAAGAAAAUCUAACAAAACUUACACCUAAUAAAUCAGAAUACAUUACUAAAAAGAAUUCAAUCUUCAUUAUUAUAAAUGCAUUUAUUUUUAGAGCAUCUCUUCAUAAAUACUAACAUUAAAUAAAUCUUAAGAAAAUGAUUUAAAUAAAUCAUCCUAUAUUGAAUGUAUUACAAUAAUACGAUAUUGAAGAAUUAUCUUCUGAGGCUAAAAUAGAUUAUUAUGAAUAAGGUCAAAAAAUAUAUAAAAUAAAUGAAUCACUUGAAUUUUUAUAUAUUAUACUUGAAGGAAAAUUAUUAAUAGGAAAAAAAGUUGGAUCUAUAUAAAGGAAACAUUUUCAAUAAAUUCCCUCUAUAUUUUUAGCAGAAUCAACAAAAGAAAAACCUUAAGUUAAACCUAUUGCAGAAAUAUCAGAAAAUGACAUUUUUGGAUUUGAAGAAUAUAUAUCUAGGCAAAUUAGUAGAGACUUUUAAGUUUAAUGUUUAACCAAAUAGUGUAAAGUUAUUAAAUUCCCACUCAAGAUCUUCUUUUCAAAAUUCAAUUAGGUUUUUAAUUUAAAGGAAUUUAAGUUGUUGUUAGAUAUUAUAUCAAAAAGAAAUCAUUAUAGAAAUAGAAUUCAUUCCAUCUAGGUAUAAUUAUAUGAAAAUCAAAGUUAAUCAACCUAAAGAUCAACUAAACCUAUGUACUAUGAAACUUUAGAACCAAUCCCAUAUGAUCAUUAAAUCAGAUCAAAACCUAGAUCAUUUUUAUUAGAAAAUAGCAUACUAUUGCCAGAUGAUUUAAUAUCUAAUUUACAAUUAUCAUACAAAUUAAGAACAAAUAUUAAAAAAAAUGAUUAAUCAAUAAAUUGCAGUUCAUUUACCUUAGAAAAUGUAACUGAAAAACAAAAAGAAAAGAAAAAAUUAUAGAUAAGAAUUAAUUAUUAAAUUGAAAGAGAAUUACAUAAUAAUAAAUCAUUUGAUAAAACUAAAUUAAUCAAGAAAUAAGAAAAAAUAUAAAAACAACCAAAUGAUUAAAGCCACAUUGAAAAAUUGUUAAAUUUUAAAUCUGAAUCAAAGUAUGGUAGUGUUAAAAUUAAAUAAGAAGUUAUUGAUUAAUCAUUUUAACUUAAAUAGGUUAGACUAUCAUAAAAUUCAAGAUAUUCUCCCUUACCUGAAAUACCAUCAUUUUAGCCCAAAUAAGGAAAAUUUUAAUAAAAAUUAAUCCUUAAAAACUUUAAAGAAAAACAAUAUUUAAUUAUUGAUAAAAUAUGA
This is a messenger RNA of Paramecium pentaurelia, 1675 nucleotides long. The record is from the annotation of a GenBank genome assembly. NCBI's taxonomy places the organism in Eukaryota, Ciliophora, Oligohymenophorea, Peniculida, Parameciidae.